UCUCUCUCUCUCUCUCUCCUCCCUCUGUCUUUUAAAGCUCAGUUGCCUCCGACGAGUUGACCUCUCGUCAGAAACCCAGCGGACACACAGCUCCUGGCGAGCGACGUCUCAUCGGUCCUCUUUGAGAAGGUCCCAAAAGUUACCUCACCUCCACCAUGACCGAGCGCUUCGACUGCUACUACUGCCGGGACAACCUGCACGGGAAGAAGUACGUGAUGAAGGAGGAGAAGCACGUGUGCACCAAGUGCUUCAAUAAGCUCUGCGCCAACACCUGCGCAGAGUGCAAACGCCCCAUCGGCGCCGACGCCAAGGAGCUGCACCACAAGAACCGCCACUGGCACGAGGACUGCUUCCGCUGCGCCAAGUGCUACAAGCCGCUGGCCAGCGAGCCCUUCAACGCGCGGGAUGACGGCAAGAUCAUGUGCGGCAAGUGCGGCUCCCGGGAGGACGGCAACCGGUGCCAGGGCUGCUACAAGGUGGUCCUGCCAGGAUCCCAAAACGUGGAGUACAAAAACAAGGUGUGGCACGAGGAGUGCUUCACCUGCUUCGACUGCAAGCAGCCAAUCCGCUCGCAGAGCUUCCUGACCAAGGGCGAGGACAUCUACUGCACUCCCUGCCACGACAAGAAGUUUGCCAAGAAGUGUUUCCACUGCAAGCAGCCCAUUUCCUCGGGGGGGAUCAGCUACCAGGACCAGCCCUGGCACUCCGAGUGCUUUGUGUGUCACACCUGCCGCAAAACUCUGGCCGGAGCUCGCUUCACUUCCCACGAGGACCACGUGUACUGCGUGGACUGCUUCAAGACCGACGUGGCCAAGAAGUGCAACGGAUGCAAGAACCCGAUAACAGGGUUCGGCCACGGCACCAACGUGGUGCACUACGAAGGCUUCUCCUGGCACGAGUACUGCUUCAACUGCAAGAAGUGCUCCCUGUCGCUGGCCAACAAGCGCUUCGUCAUCAACGGAGAUCACAUCUACUGCCCCGACUGCGCCAAGAAGGUGUGAAGGUUUCCGUUUGAGGUGCAAAUGCAGCCAAACAGAACUUUUAGACAGAUGGUUUGAAAAUAACAACUUGUUUCAUUAGUGAGGAAAAUUUAGGCCUCAAUAUUACAGCGAAUGUUUUAUUCUUGUGAAUCUGGCUGAAAAAAAGUUUAAAUUCUGGUGACGCUUCUGUUAUCAAGGUUGAAUUUAGUUUAUUUCCAACAAAAUAGGCACUAGUCUGACUCAUUUAUCUACAUAUACAUUACUGCAACUUGUUUCGGUGUUGGAUAUUAAUAUGGCAUUAUUUGAUGUGUAACAUUAGUUCUAAUCCACAAUCCCACGCAGCUUCAUGGGGACUAAAAGCCGCCACAGUGCCUUACUGGAGCCUAUGAGACAUUAAUAUGCUUUUCCUCAAGUAUAAAAAGCUUUCAUUAUUAAUCUGUGUUUCAAUUGAUGGUGAGAAUCUAUGGAGGUGUUUGGAUCUGAAAUUGAUGCCAACAUUCUGUAAACAGUGUAUUGAAGACUAAUCUAAAAGAAGAAUAAAAGGUGGAAGC
This is a messenger RNA of Pungitius pungitius (ninespine stickleback), 1531 nucleotides long. RefSeq names its product four and a half LIM domains 1a (gene fhl1a). The record is from RefSeq and is a predicted model, not a curated record. Gene Ontology annotation, molecular function: transmembrane transporter binding. NCBI's taxonomy places the organism in Eukaryota, Metazoa, Chordata, Actinopteri, Perciformes, Gasterosteidae. The transcript is spliced from 6 exons. Gene Ontology annotation, biological process: muscle organ development. The coding region runs from base 156 to 1001 and encodes 281 amino acids.